AUGGAACAACAUGGUUUCAGUCGGGCACCAUCUGGUAUUGCCCCAAGUCGCCGUCACGAUGACGCAACAUGGCCAAAGUUCGCACAGCUACCCUGCAACAUGGCGCCGAGAGGCCCCAACAAGGCUCCGUCCCCCAUCGCCAUUGGAGAGCAGAGGGCAGGCCGUUUGGUAUCAAGCAAGUUGUGCUCACGCUUCAAGGUGUCGCAAGGUUUGCCAGACCCACGAGAACACCGCAGCUACGUCAUGGCGGCGGUAGUGAUUCUUGCGUCGAUUGUGGCGGGAUUGGCUUGGUGCGGAGAGGCGGCCGAUUGUGCCAACGAUGGUUCCGACUACUCCUACGCGGAAUCCGUUUCCGGUUCCACGCGCACAGUGGUGACGAACCAUUGUCCAAACCACCCUUUCUACGACCUGAACCCGAACACGGCAGUGAAAUCUUCGACAACUUACGAGAUUCCAGCGAUCCCUACUUUUGUGGGGGCAGCCACCGAUUCUUCAACCUCCUCAGGGCAUAUCGAUCUCUCCGAAACGGGUGCUCAAGUCGGCGUGUUCUUCAACGCGGCCAUGCUAUUCACUCCCUACGGUGGCCCGAACUACGGUAUCGUCCUAGGUUGGACAACUUCGGCCACGUACGCGGAGGGCAAUUCAUUCGAUUCGUGCGGGUGUCAUGGAUCCAGCACCACUGAGGCAUCGUACCACUGCCACGUGCCGCCCAGCUGCUUGCUGAACCAAUUGGGCCAGACGUCUUCGGAACACUCUCCCCAGAUCGGCUGGGCAUUCGAUGGCUUCCCGCUGUAUGGCCCCCGCGGCCCCUCCGGCAUCAUGAUGCAGACCUGCACGGAGACGGGAGGGACGUACGGGACGGACGUCUGCACGGACGACUGUGGCGGAUAUCCGUGCUGA
Messenger RNA from Prorocentrum cordatum, 900 nucleotides. The record is from the annotation of a GenBank genome assembly. NCBI's taxonomy places the organism in Eukaryota, Dinophyceae, Prorocentrales, Prorocentraceae.